AUGUCAGAUGUGACGACGCUGCGACUCUGGCCAUCCUGCCUCUGCGCCCUCGACUGGUCCGACGACGGCAUUCUUGCCCUGGCUUCACAUGACAAUGUCGAAUUACUGUUCCCCCACAUUCAAGCACAGGAAUCGGAGCGGGACAUGCCCCAAUGGCAGCAUUUUCCCCUACAGACACCCUGGUUUACCAAGGACGAACUGCCGGCCAGAGAACCAGCGCCUACGGAUAUCUACUCCAUCGGCGAAGAAAUAUCAACCAGCUACACAGUAGCACUAGCAUGGUCUCCGCCUGGACUCGCAAAGCACAGGAAAUGCGCACUUGCUGUCCUGACCUCCAACCUGGUGCUCUCAUUAUGGGAUUCCCAAGGCAAGCCACAGGAUAAGGCGAACUGGGAGCGGAAGCUCAUCGUUAAUCAUGCACUCACCGACUACUUCAAGGCUCCGGAAAGACGCAAGGAGAAGAGUUAUAUUGUCUCCGACAAGGACGAAGCUCUGCGCCUGCGCCAGCGGGUCAGAUGUUUUGCGUGGGCGCCUGCUUCACCGACCGUGGGAGCAUAUGGCACCGUUGGCACCAGAACAUCGUGGCUUCAACACAUGAUUGCGCUCUCCAAUGAUGAUAACCAUAUCGUCAUCAUGGCUGUGGAUUCUCCUGCUUCCAGGUUUCAUGUGGACCAGAGCUGGACUUGCCAAGUUCUCGCUCACUUUGUAAUAGCCCAGGAUCCGGAUGAGGAAGAUUUUGAGCCGACAUUCGAAGACUUGAUGGAUCAGCAGAGACACGUUUCGCACAUUAGUUGGAGUCCCUGGACAGAGACUGGAGAUGGUCUUCAGUCUAUUGUAGCCUACGCUACUAAUAAGGAUGUUCGACUCCGAGCAUUAUCAUACGCCAAUGGCAACAUUGACUUUGGCGCUGAGACGAUCCUGCCCGAUGUGGAGCUCCGUUUCACAGGGCCAAUGACAUGGUCACCGGAAACCGUAGACGGGGCCUUGCUUCUCACUCUCUUCGCCCCUAACGAAGCCAUCUUCCUUACGAUAUUGCCAACCGAUGCCUCAAUUCUGCAACGCCGAAACCACCACCUCGACGGCCGCAUAGACGACAUCUCCGGUUUUGCUUGGGACAACUACCAUCCAUCCCAUCCCAUCAUCCACUUCUCCUCCCACCUCUCAACCACUCGCAAUCCCACAGCCGUUCUCAAGCUAUCUUCCGAUAAUGUAUCUGACAUCUGCACCUUAGAUUGGCCCUAUUGGCGUCAGCAUAUCCGCAACAGCCAGGGGCACUUCAGCGCCGAGAAUGACCUUGGCGGUCAGGCCAACGCAAAAGUAUGGGGCAUAACUGCUUCCCCCUUGGGGGAUUUAGUUGCGUCGUGUCAUUCGUGUCAUCCGACAGAUAUGAUCGAGUACGGCGUUAAUGCUGACAGGAGCACCACCGUUACUAUCACCGAUAUACGAGGCAAAGACGGAGGAGACGACCUCGUGUUCCCCGUCCGAGCGGUGAGUGCCGAAAGCAUCUUUUUCACAGUGCGGAAGUGGAUUGAGAAGAACGUCGAGUCCGCGGAGGAAAUGGCUCCCGUCAAACACGAUGUCUACCAGAAACUGCUGAAAGCGUAUGCUCCAGUUGAAGACCACACGGAUCCACCCAAACUACCUGUCUACAAUGUUGGGUCUAGCCUCACGAAUCUUAUUGCCGCUUUCAAACAUGAAGUCUUCUUCGACCCGAACACUCGUCGAGAUCGCUAUGAGGUACUCUCCUCGCACAUCUGCACACCAAAUCAUACUGCCGAUCUUACUCUGCCCCGCCUGCUCAUCGCCUUUCGCCUCGCCCAAGCCGUCCUGCGCCUCCCGCACUCACUAUCGUCAUCCCACCCCUUCAGUCAGUCCAUCCUCCUCAACCACCGCAGACUAGUCGACCUCGUCCAAUCUCUGUCCUCCUCCUCAGACCUCAAUCAACUUAAUCAACAACAACAACCGGACCCUGAGUCUUCCCACCUUACCGAACCCUGCACUUUCUGUAGUACUCCCAUCCCCUUCACCGACCUCAACAGCGCGGUUUGUCCGAAUGGACACGAGUUUGUGAGAUGCGGUGUUUCGCUGAGGGCGAUCAUGGCGCCGGGAGUGAUGAAGAAGUGCGGGAUCUGUGGGACGGCCGUAUUGGCGGAGGAUGCUGUCCUGAGGGCGGGAGACUGGGAGGAGACUGAAGAGGAUGAGGGAAGUGGCGAGGAGGAAGGACAAAACGAAGAGGAGGAGGGCGAAGCCGAGGCAUCCAGAGGAUCAAUAGGGGAGCAGGGGAAGCAACGACAAGCUCGAGAUGAUGCUCCGAUCAACCUGGCACAAUUGUUGUUUCUCGCUUGUGAUGUUUGCAUUUAUUGCGGAGGAAAAUAUGUCGGAUAA
This is a messenger RNA of Westerdykella ornata, 2385 nucleotides long. RefSeq lists its product as uncharacterized. The transcript is spliced from 2 exons. Lineage: Eukaryota; Fungi; Ascomycota; Dothideomycetes; Pleosporales; Sporormiaceae. Gene Ontology annotation, biological process: transcription initiation at RNA polymerase III promoter. Gene Ontology annotation, cellular component: transcription factor TFIIIC complex. The coding region runs from base 1 to 2385 and encodes 794 amino acids. Gene Ontology annotation, molecular function: histone acetyltransferase activity. The record is from RefSeq and is a predicted model, not a curated record.